Messenger RNA from Rhagoletis pomonella (apple maggot), 1822 nucleotides. Its product is annotated as lanC-like protein 3 homolog. The record is from RefSeq and is a predicted model, not a curated record. Lineage: Eukaryota; Metazoa; Arthropoda; Insecta; Diptera; Tephritidae. Gene Ontology annotation, biological process: peptide modification; carbohydrate metabolic process. Bases 190 to 1449 code for a protein of 419 amino acids. The transcript is spliced from 2 exons. Gene Ontology annotation, cellular component: plasma membrane.
UUUUACUGAAUUUUACUGCACAUGAGUAAACAAACACAACUAUUGUGCGGCAAACGAGAGGAGCCGGCCGGUCACCAUUUGGCAAUUAAAUAUAUAAAAUAGAAGAUAUAUUUAGUAAACUUCUGCAUAUUUUUGGAACACAACUAUACAAUUAAGAAAGAUACAUUUUUCAAAGGACUAUAGACAAAAAUGGAGAAACGUUAUUUGGAAAACCCAUUCCCUGACUUUGUCAGUGCGGAAAGUACAUCAAUAGAAUUUGACGAAGAACACGUUAAGAAUCUUAUUUGCACCUAUGUUGAUGCAAUUUUGGAGAGUUGUCAACCAGGUAACGCAGAUGAAGACCACAGGGGCGACUUAUAUGUUGGAAACGCGGGAAUAGCCUUCAUGUUUUGGAAAAUGUCAAGAUCGGAAAAGGCCAGGGAACUGUAUUCGGCACUUGAGCACGCAGAGACAUUUAUACGCAAUGCGAAAUGUAAUGCAGAUCGAUAUAAAAAACGUUCAGCGGAAAGGUACUCAUUUUUAUGCGGAAAUGCCGGAAUUUAUGCUGUAUCUGCUGCAAUCUCUCAUGAUUUGAAACAUAUGGAAGAGUUGUCCAACGAUUUGCAGAACUUUAAAGCCGGAAUCCCUUCCAGUAAGGAAUUUAUGCAUACUAAAUAUGGUUGCGAUGAGGUUUUGGUAGGUCGGGCAGGUUUUUUAUCCGGUUGUUACUGGUUAAAUGAUAUACUUUGUGAGAAAAAAAUUACAGAUGACGAUAUAACAUCCAUUUGUCAAAUGAUAAUUAACAGCGGGAGAGAGUAUGCUAAAAAGACUAAAGCGCCAUUACCUCUUAUGUAUCAAUAUCAUGGCACAGAGUACUUAGGUGCUGCGCACGGCCUAUGCGCUAUUCUGCAUAUGUUAUUAGAUAGUCCAUGGUUUCGCACAGAUCCCAUAUCUGCUCCCAGCGCGGAAUUACGUGAUAUUAAACGUUCAAUAGACUUCUUUCUAACACUUCAAGAUUCUGAAGGUAAUUUUCCCGUUGCACUUGAGGAUCUAAAAAGUGGACGUGAAAAACGAUUGGUGCAUUGGUGUCACGGGGCCCCAGGUGUAGUUUAUGUACUUGCUAAAGCAUAUAUAAUUUUUAAGGAGGAUAAAUAUUUGCAAGCAUUGCGACGUUCAAGUGAUUUGGUAUGGAAAAAGGGAUUUUUACGCAAAGGUCCAGGCAUUUGUCACGGUGUCGCUGGCAACGGUUACGUAUUUUUGCUGCUUUACCGCUUAACAAAUGAACUAAAAUACUACUAUCGAGCCGUCAAGUAUAUGGAAUUGUUAACUGACUCUGAAUUCAAGCAUCGUGCACGUACUCCUGAUCGGCCACAUAGCUUGUAUGAAGGUGUAGCUGGCACUGUAUGCUUCUUAAUAGAUCUACUUGAUCCGGAUCAAGCAAAUUUUCCUUUUAUGGAUGUUUUUCAUUAAAUUUCUACCAAUUGAAAGACUGAUGGAUACGGUGUUGUAACAUAUGGUACGAACAUGCUUUGUACUAUUUGGCAAAUGCCCACAGCGGCGGUGGUAAUUGCAAAUCAUAUCAGGGAAAACUGGAGUGUCAGAUAUGUAUAUUUUAUUCAAAAAAUAACUUGUGUUACCCUUCAGAACUUGAAAACAAAUCGAUUCUGUAGAAAUCAAAAUCGUAUGCAAUAUUUUGCAAGUAAAUACGAUAUGGCUAUUGAAAGCAUUAAAUUUCUGGAUUAAAAGGCAGAUAUAGUUGGUUUGCUAAGGCGUUUGCUUAUAUUCUAUUAUACCCAUAGUUAAUCAAAAAAUAAAAAUAAAACAUCAUAUGCAUACAUCCAUA